UACGGAAAAAUUGAGCGGUUCCUCUGAUGCUGUUUGGCUAACAGCUCAAGAAAACAGAUCAGGAAAAAAAGUUUUCAAAGGAACAUUACGCUACCUUGGGCAAAGUUAGCUACAACGACGGCGUCUUGGUUUAGAAAAUGAAUAAUUUUUUCCAUAUCAACCCGUUCAACUUCCAUAUUCUGCUUGAAAUUUUCGUCUUCCUGGGUGAUAUUUACCAGUCAAGUUCCUCACUCACAUAUCGCCAUAGUUCAAACCCAUGUAAAGGAGAAGAUUUAGGAGAGAAAGGGGGUUGCAAGUGCGACGGAAAUGAACGACUUGGAAGAAUAAUAGAUUCGGCUAGUCUUCAAGAAGUCAAGAAUGUUAUUUCUGAUGAUAAACCUUACUGGAUAGGAUUAAGCUAUGAAAAAGGGAAAGGCUUCUGUUGGAUAACAGAGAAGUACGAUCGAUGUGACGAGCGUCCUGCGGACCAGAAAUCGUUGACCAAUAUCAUAUAUGGAGAAAAAGAGGACUGGAAACCAGGGUGGUACUGCUUUUUGGUCCGUAAAAGUGAGGUUAAGAUGAAAGCGAAAAACUGCCAUGAUAAUGAGCGCUUCCUCUGCGAGACGGGUAACAACUCAAUUAACUAUUUCAGUUGUAGAGUGACACAAUGCGAGAUGAAACAUUGAAAAUGACAAACAGACAACUAGUCCGGCAAAGUUAUCGAUAAGAAAGGUUGCAAUGGAUAAUGAACGUUUGAAUUCACUUAAGCAGCAGAUGGGAAAAUAAUAUGAUAGUUCUACUGGUCAGAUCUCAUAAUUAGCUCUUAAACUUUGAUAAAAUCUGUAAUAGCUAAUACUUGAAUUCACGAAGUUACUUACCGACAAGUUUAUCACGCAUUAUGUGCGUGCAUCGCCAUC
Stylophora pistillata is the source of this 896-nucleotide messenger RNA. RefSeq lists its product as uncharacterized. Gene Ontology annotation, molecular function: G protein-coupled receptor activity. NCBI's taxonomy places the organism in Eukaryota, Metazoa, Cnidaria, Anthozoa, Scleractinia, Pocilloporidae. Gene Ontology annotation, cellular component: plasma membrane. Gene Ontology annotation, biological process: cell surface receptor signaling pathway; G protein-coupled receptor signaling pathway. The record is from RefSeq and is a predicted model, not a curated record.